Monopterus albus (swamp eel) is the source of this 3006-nucleotide messenger RNA. It is a transcript of the gene hmox2b, whose product is annotated as heme oxygenase 2b. The transcript has 4 exons. Lineage: Eukaryota; Metazoa; Chordata; Actinopteri; Synbranchiformes; Synbranchidae. Gene Ontology annotation, biological process: heme catabolic process; heme oxidation; response to oxidative stress. The record is from RefSeq and is a predicted model, not a curated record. Bases 119 to 826 code for a protein of 235 amino acids. Gene Ontology annotation, molecular function: heme oxygenase (decyclizing) activity; heme binding.
CAAGGAGGUUCAUGAAAAGGCUGAGAACACCCAGUUUGUGAAGGACUUUCUUAGGGGCCGCAUUCGCAAAGAGCUCUUCAAGCUUGGUGCCGUGGCACUCUACUACACUUACACAGCCAUGGAGGAGGAGAUUGAAAGAAACAAGGACCACCCCGACUUUGCCCCACUUUAUUUUCCUGCAGAGCUGCACCGCCAUGAAGCUCUGGCUCGUGAUCUCAAGUAUUUUUAUGGUCCAGAAUGGCAGAGCCAGGUCAGCUGCUCCCAGGCCACUCAACGCUAUGUGGAUCGUAUCCACCAAGUAGGGCAGGAGGACCCAGUGUUGCUAGUGGCCCACGCCUACACCCGCUACAUGGGGGACCUCUCUGGUGGCCAGGUGCUGAAGAAGGUGGCGCAGAGAGCCUUGAAGCUUCUUCCCACAGGAGAGGGCUUGGAGUUCUAUCAUUUUGGUGCCAUCCAUAGUGCCAAAGCUUUCAAGCAGCUGUACCGCAGUCGGAUGAAUGAGCUGGAACUGGACAUGGAAACAAAGAAAAGGCUGGUGGAUGAGGCUGUCAAGGCCUUCCACUUCAACAUGGAGGUGUUUGAGGAGUUGGAAGAGAUCGGCAAAACCAUCCAGGAGGAUGUUUUAGAUGCUGGCAUGCCUGUCCAUGGGGCCAUGGGGGGAGACAUCAGCAAAUGUCCCUACUAUGCUGCCAAAAUGGCGGCGUCAGGUGGAACAGCAUAUGCCUGUCAGCUCGCCAUGGCCGUACUCCGACACCCAACAGGACAGGUCCUGUUUGCUACCUGGUUUGCUGCUCUGGCUGGAUUGGCCGCAUGGUAUCUGAUGUGAUCCGGUCUUUAGCCUGUCAUUCUUCUGCUUUGAGGGAGAGAGGAAGUAGAAAUCUACACAUUUCCCACAAGCUGUAGACCACUUCAGAGUUUCAUACAAACAUUUUUAAGGGAUCCAGAUUUAUUUAUUGUUACACAUUUGCUAAUGAUGGAAACUGACAGGAAAUAAGAUGGAAUUCCAUUGAUAGACAUUAGGACAACUCCAUGCAUCCAUUACACCAAUUUCUCCUCAAAAUUGUUUUAUUUCUCUACCUCCUUUGUAAUGUCCCCCCCAUGCAUUCAGGGUCUAUCGCAGCACCUUCUGUCAUGUCUGUCACCUUUUUGUCAUGGAAACACAGUAUGAAUAACUAAUUUGCUGUACAAUUACAUUUUCCCCCAGUUUUAAAUGUAAUUGUCAGAUAGAUUGAGUGUAGUGACUUUUUGUACAGUUCUUUUAUUUAAUUUAUUUGGCCAUGCAGCACCACAUUGGCUGAUAAUGAACUAUGUAUUAUGAGCUUACUAAAACAUGCGGAUAUACUACGAAUAGGUAAUGCAUGGGUGGACUAACACAGUAGGUUUUAUGCUGGACAGACUUCUGUGUUGAUUUUUAAUGAAGUGUUUGUGUUUUUGCAUUGAAAUAUCUUAAUUUGACUAGGGAGAGGAAGCAGUGAACAAUUUGGGUAUAACAGGUCAUUUAUUUGUAAAUGUAAACUUAGAAAUAGUAUCUAUGUGCAGUAUUAGUUUAGCUUCUACCCAUUGACUGUUCUAAAUUUAAUGUAAAAACACAGCACUGCAGUAAUGUUCUUUUUGAAACUCCAUUAUCACGUCAUGAUUCAUACUUGGCCUCAAAUAUUUCUAAAAACGUACAUUCACUGUGAGACGGGUGAUAGGAAACAAAAGCUUUUUUUUUCCCCCAAAGUAUAGCACACCUAUGGCUUUAAGAUAUUUGUGAAUACACCAUGCAUGUUCAAAUGGACAAUGUUUGUUUCAGAGGUCAUCUUGCAGUCAUAAAAAAAUACUGGCUGGUUUUAAUUUAAAUGUUUGGCUUAAAGCUACUCUAACUUCUCAAAACACAUGCACACAAUAAGCUGCUCUUUGUCCCUCCAUCACGUCCUGUUUUCUGAGGACUAGCAGACUUUUAGCUGCCAAGGACUCCUCCAUGGUUGGGUGUUUGAAAUGACUACUUACGGUUCGAAGAACAAUUCUCAUAACCUUUGCUAGGUGGUGGGGUGUUGGUGGAGUAUAGCUGAGAGUCCUGUCUUCAUUUGAUUUAUUAGCUAUAGAUGAAUGCACUGCUAGUAGGAAGUGCUAACAAAGGUGUUGGUAGUUUUUUAAGGAAAUUGUCUUUCUGUAACAUUAAUAAUUUGUCUGCAUACUCAUAACAGGCAUCUACUUCAUCUACAUGGACUAAAUAUGUCUGAGUGUCGUGGUUUAUUAUGAACUACUUGGACUAACUAGUUAGUAAUAGGUAGGUCCUUCAACACCUCUGCUUUUGUUUAUACUGUAUGUUUGCUAUGGAUGUAGCAACAUCCACAGUCACUGUACCUAUACUCAUUAUUCAUACUGUGUGUUGGGAAUCGGUUCCCAGUAGUGCAUAGCCGCAUACAUGAGAAAUAUUUUGUGCUGUGCGCGCUCUAUGCAGUAUAAUUGCACUUUUUUUGCGGUUGAAGUUUAUAUUUAUCCUUACAAAGUAAAGACAUUUCAUUAACUUUGCUGAAUGUGCAGUAUUCCUCUUCUAGCAAAGCUCAUUCCAGGAACAGGACAACGGCUGUAGUGUGGUUGUUUGAUCACAGAUGUGACGACCUAGGUGAUGAUGUGUUGUGUAUUUGAGAGUCUCGGGUUCAUGUUGCAUUCUGAUGGCAACAGUGCAUUGCAUAUGGAUGGCUAACAUGGGGGCUGCCUGACAUACAUGAGUAUUUCAUUCUUCUGGUGUCAUUGUGAUGUGUCAAAAUGCUUCAGUGUUUUUGGAUAUACUGAAGAGAUACUUCAGUCUCAGGAGUCAAGGUAGUUUUGGCAACUGAUCAAACCAUAGAUUAACAUGAAGUGGAAUGCUUGAUUAAUUCAUGUUGAUUCUGAAUUCUCCUGCUUUUGUGUAUCUAAUUGGACAAAGCUUUAUUUGCCACCGACUACUGUCACUGUAUAAGUGAAAAUCUGAAGUAUGUUGUAUUGUCUGUAAUGAAAUAAAAAUCCCCUUUCCCACCA